Molecule: messenger RNA, 1109 nt
Organism: Phycodurus eques (leafy seadragon)
Lineage: Eukaryota; Metazoa; Chordata; Actinopteri; Syngnathiformes; Syngnathidae
Product: homeobox protein HMX3-B-like
Exons: 2
Coding region: 38-871 (277 amino acids)
Biological process (GO): regulation of transcription by RNA polymerase II
Cellular component (GO): nucleus
Molecular function (GO): DNA-binding transcription factor activity, RNA polymerase II-specific; RNA polymerase II transcription regulatory region sequence-specific DNA binding
Source: RefSeq, a predicted model, not a curated record
CAUUCUGAUGGUGAUUCAGGUGUGGAACUAAAAGGCGAUGGCAGACCCUGACGCGCAACAAGAGACGCGCCAGUCCGCCAAAGACUCCAUCAAGUUCUCCAUCAAGAACCUGCUCGGCAUCGACGACCCCCACGGCAACAGCAAGCCCACCAGGCCCAGAAGCUUCUUGGAAGGCAGCUUCUUCUCCCGGCUCGCUGAUUUGUCUCUACCUCGCCUGGAGUUGCCCUCACAGCGGCUCGGUCUGUCCCCAGCGUCUCCUUGGUGGUAUCCGUACACGCUCGGCGCUCAUCUCAAGGCUGGAGGUUCAGAGAAAGAUGAACUGUUGCUGCACGACAGACCCUCGCCCGACCUCCCCAAAAGCGAGCCGGACACCAAAGAAGAAAGCGCGGAAGACGACGAAAGUGACCCAGAGGAGCCGAAGAAAGACGCCGAGCCCGCCGAGGACGACUGGCCAAAGAAGCCCGACCACUCCGACGGGAAGCCGUGCAGGAAGAAGAAGACCCGCACCGUGUUCUCCAGGAGCCAGGUGUUCCAGCUGGAGUCCACCUUCGACAUCAAGCGCUACCUGAGCAGCUCGGAGCGCGCCGGCCUGGCCGCCUCGCUGCGCCUGACCGAGACCCAGGUGAAGAUCUGGUUCCAGAACCGCAGGAACAAGUGGAAGAGGCAGCUGGCCGCCGAACUGGAGUCGGCCAACCUGAGCCACGCGGCGGCGCAGAGGAUGGUGCGGGUGCCCAUCCUCUACCACGACCACGGAGCUCCGGAGACCAGCGGGAGCGCGGCGGGGGGCUCACCCGGCGGCCGGGCUUCCAUCCUGGCCUUUUCUCACCACAUGUACUACCCCCACCCGGUUCCACUACUGAGGCCUGUUUAACACGUCAUCACACUUUGUUUAAAUUUGCCUACAACUUGAAAAACGUUGAUAUAUAUUUCCAAGUUCUAUGUCUAUUUUGUAGAUUGACCGUGUGACUUUCUUUUAUGUCCCAUAUGCAUUUACAUUCUAUUUUAGGGACAAUCUAUGUUAUUGUCCCGAUUGCUUCAAAGUGUUUGAAUAUAUUUUCAUGUGCAAGGUUUGUACAUAAUGUAUUUUUAAGACUCAUGUGUUCGUGACU